AACCAGAUCUAGGAGACUUUGAAGACAUUGGUGAACCGAAGGACAUUACACAAAUAAACAUGGAAUCACAUUUAAAUGAUGAUAUUCUGGAGGCACCGGACAGGCAAAGGAGCUCUGUUGUUUAUGAUGAAAUUCUUUGGACAUCCCCAGUCUCGUAUGUUYUGGAAAAUGACCUUGACAUCAAUGCCAGAGGAGUGAUCCUGAAGGCCUUCGACGAGUACAGGUUGAAGUCAUGCAUUGACUUCAAACCAAGGGACUCUGAAUACUAUUACAUCUCUGUCAAACAAUUAAACGGAUGCUACUCAUAUGUUGGGAAGUUAUUUAGUGGACAGGAUCUCUCCAUCGGCAGAUUUUGUGAUGACAUCGCCAUUGUGGAACAUGAGUUUCUCCACGCUCUUGGCUUCUACCACGAACAAAGCCGUUAUGACAGAGAUGAUCAUGUAACCAUUGUUUUCGAGAACAUCAUAAAAGGUUUUGAGAAUAACUUUAAUAAAGUUAAUCAGAGCCAGAGCACGAUAUCAGGACUCCCAUAUGACUACACCUCAGUGAUGCACUACGGCCCAGAUUCAUUCACCAAUGGAAACGGGUCUACAAUUGUCACCAAAGACCCAAAGUUCCAGAGUGUGAUCGGUCAAAGAGAGCAAAUGAGUCCAAUCGAUGUUAAGGAGCUGAACCGCCGCUACAAAUGCAAUUCAACCAUUGCAUUUAAAAUGUCAUGCAGCUUCUCUAAUGGGAGCAUGUGUGGGAUGAACAACUGCUCAAAGAGUGGUGAAGGCAGUGGCUGGGAAAUGGUAAAACAAGCACAAGGGGGUCCUAAAACUGACCACACCACUCUACCCAAUGCAAGCAGUGAGAAAGGUGAAGGAGUAGGUUAUUUCAUGCAUGCUAGCACAGCAAGCAUUCAGGAAGGAMACACCUCAUGGCUGGAGACCAAGACGAUGAAGCCAACUAGGGAGUGUCAUGUCCAGUGCCUCCGGUUCUACUAUUACCACAGUGGGGACRAAUCAGAUAUACUGAACAUCUGGAUCAGAGAGUUUGAAGAUGAAGAUGACUCUGAAGGAACCCACCGCCUCAUGGCACAGAUCACUGGUCCUCAAACAUCUCACUGGCGCAUCCAUCAUGUUUCCCUAAAUGCCWCCAAGCACUUCCAGKUGGAGUUUGAGGCUCGUAAAGGAGCAGGGAACUCUUCAGGCGGUUUCUCAAUUGAUGACAUCAAUCUAUCUGAGAUUGAGUGUCCACAUGGAACCUUGCAGAUUGAUAAUUAUAUGGAGGUUACAAACUCUACUAAKGCAACCAAUGUGUACACCCCACGGCAGUACACCAUAGACGGCUAUGCCUACCGGUUACACGCAGUGUUGUACAGGAGCUUCUUCUCACUGGGUAUCCAAAUGUUGUCAGGCGAAAAUGAUGACAAGCUGAAGUGGCCUUGCGCACAAAGGCAAGUGACUCUACGAAUGCUGGACCAGACACCAAACUUCCAGAUGCACAUGUCAAGGGAUCGAUUUUUCACCACUGACCCAAAUACAGUCAACUCUAGAGGCAUCAGUCCGUGGGACAAUCCUCGUAAGAAUGGAACUGAAUUCAUUGAUGAGAAUAAUCAGACUGCCUAUCACGGAUAUUCAUAUGGCUUCAGAACUUUUGCACGUUCUGAAGUAAUUAACUCCAGAAACUACCUCAAGGGAAACAGUUUGAUUUUAACCUUCAGCUUCCAAGAUCUCAAUCCCUUGAUAAAUAAAAGUGCUUUGCCAUGUCCUGAGCUGGCACCAGUGAAGAUUGCACAAAAUCAGUUGUAA
Molecule: messenger RNA, 1793 nt
Organism: Paralichthys olivaceus (Japanese flounder)
Lineage: Eukaryota; Metazoa; Chordata; Actinopteri; Pleuronectiformes; Paralichthyidae
Source: RefSeq, a predicted model, not a curated record